Messenger RNA from Cyprinodon tularosa, 6202 nucleotides. It is a transcript of the gene myh10, whose product is annotated as myosin, heavy chain 10, non-muscle. The record is from RefSeq and is a predicted model, not a curated record. Gene Ontology annotation, molecular function: ATP binding; cytoskeletal motor activity; actin filament binding. NCBI's taxonomy places the organism in Eukaryota, Metazoa, Chordata, Actinopteri, Cyprinodontiformes, Cyprinodontidae. Gene Ontology annotation, cellular component: myosin complex. The transcript has 45 exons. Bases 206 to 6202 code for a protein of 1998 amino acids.
AUCCUCCCGGGCCGGUUAGAGUUCGGUUGAGAAGGUGCUGGAUGGUGGGGGGAGUACCACUGAUGAGAGCGCGGCUGAAGGAAGGGAACGCUAAAGGAUUUAUACGUUUAUUCACUGGAAACUGACCAGAACCACCGGCGGCAGGUCGUAUUCAUCUCCCGCGUGCGGUGACCCAGAUUGCUGUACUUCUGGUUUCCCCGCAGCGAUGUCACAGAGGAGCGGGCAGGAUGACCCAGAGCGGUACCUCUUUGUGGACCGCGCCGUCGUCUACAACCCCGCAGCUCAGGCCGACUGGACCGCCAAGAGGCUGGUCUGGAUCCCAUCGGAGCGCAACGGAUUCGAAGCGGCGAGCAUCCGCGAAGAGCGCGGCGAUGAAGUGGUGGUGGAGCUGGCGGAAAACGGGAAGAAGGCGGUGGUCAACAAGGAUGACAUCCAGAAAAUGAAUCCCCCCAAGUUUACCAAGGUGGAAGACAUGGCUGAACUCACUUGCUUGAAUGAGGCGUCGGUGCUUCACAAUCUCAAAGACCGAUACUACUCAGGGCUCAUCUAUACAUACUCUGGCCUCUUCUGUGUGGUCAUUAAUCCCUACAAAAACCUGCCCAUCUACUCUGAGAACAUCAUAGAGAUGUAUCGAGGCAAAAAGAGGCAUGAAAUGCCGCCUCAUAUUUACGCCAUCUCGGAGUCUGCAUACAGAUGCAUGUUACAAGAUCGAGAGGACCAGUCCAUUCUUUGCACGGGCGAGUCAGGAGCCGGUAAGACGGAAAACACCAAGAAGGUCAUCCAGUACCUCGCACAUGUUGCUUCCUCCCACAAAGGAAGAAGAGACCACAACAUUCCUCCUGAAUCCCCCAAACCAGUGAAGCUACAGGCCCAAAAUGCAGUUAGUGGACCCCUGUUUUAUGGUGAACUGGAACGCCAGCUUCUUCAGGCCAACCCCAUCCUGGAGUCCUAUGGCAACGCAAAGACUGUGAAGAACGACAACUCGUCGCGUUUUGGGAAAUUCAUCCGGAUUAACUUUGAUGUUGCUGGAUACAUCGUGGGAGCCAACAUAGAAACCUACCUGUUGGAGAAAUCCAGAGCUAUCCGUCAAGCCAAAGAUGAGCGCACCUUCCACAUAUUUUACCAGCUGCUGGCAGGAGCUGGUGAGCACCUCAAAUCUGAUCUACUUUUGGAAGGAUUCAACAGCUACAGGUUCCUGUCGAACGGGAACAUCCCGAUUCCAGGCCAGCAGGACAAAGACAACUUCCAUGAAACCAUGGAAGCGAUGCACAUCAUGAGCUUCGCACACGAAGAGAUCCUGGCUAUGUUGAGGGUGGUUUCCUCAGUGCUGCAGUUUGGUAACAUCAUCUUCAAGAAGGAAAGGAACACCGAUCAAGCAUCCAUGCCUGAUAAUACCGCUGCUCAGAAGCUUUGUCAUCUGCUGGGGAUGAAUGUGAUGGAGUUCACCAGAGCCAUCCUGACGCCGAGAAUCAAAGUGGGAAGAGAUUAUGUCCAGAAAGCCCAGACCAAGGAACAGGCUGACUUUGCUGUGGAGGCCCUGGCUAAGGCAACCUAUGAGCGCCUGUUCCGCUGGUUGGUUCAUCGUAUCAACAAAGCUCUGGACAGAACCAAACGGCAGGGGGCCUCCUUCAUUGGUAUCUUGGACAUAGCUGGUUUCGAAAUAUUCCAGCUGAACUCCUUUGAGCAGCUCUGCAUCAACUACACCAACGAGAAGCUGCAGCAGCUCUUCAACCACACCAUGUUCAUCCUGGAGCAGGAGGAGUACCAGAGGGAGGGCAUCGAGUGGAGCUUCAUCGACUUCGGCUUGGACCUGCAGCCCUGCAUCGACCUCAUUGAGCGGCCGGCGAACCCUCCAGGAGUGCUGGCUCUGUUGGACGAGGAGUGCUGGUUCCCUAAGGCUACAGACAAGACCUUUGUGGACAAACUGAUCCAGGAGCAGGGAACGCACACAAAGUUCCAGAGACCCCGUCAGCUCAAAGACAAGGCCGACUUCUGCAUCAUCCACUACGCCGGCAGGGUUGACUACAAGGCAGAUGAGUGGCUGAUGAAGAACAUGGAUCCUCUCAAUGACAACGUGGCGACUCUUCUCCAUCAGUCAACAGACAAGUUUGUGGCAGAGCUUUGGAAAGAUGUGGACCGAAUUGUGGGCCUGGACCAGGUGGCCGGGAUGAACGAAACAGCAUUUGGUGCCACCUACAAAACCAAAAAGGGCAUGUUCCGUACAGUGGGGCAGCUCUACAAAGAGUCGCUCACCAAGCUGAUGGCAACACUGAGAAACACCAACCCCAACUUUGUCCGCUGCAUCAUCCCCAACCAUGAGAAAAGAGCUGGAAAACUUGAGCCUCACCUCGUUCUGGACCAGCUGAGGUGUAACGGAGUCUUGGAGGGAAUUCGGAUCUGCAGACAGGGCUUCCCAAACCGCAUCAUCUUCCAAGAGUUCAGGCAGAGAUAUGAGAUUCUUACACCCAACGCGAUCCCAAAGGGAUUCAUGGAUGGAAAACAAGCCUGUGAGAGAAUGAUUCAAGCCCUAGAACUGGACCCCAACCUGUUCCGUAUCGGUCAGAGUAAGAUCUUCUUCAGAGCUGGUGUUCUGGCCCAUCUGGAGGAGGAGAGAGAUCUGAAGAUCACCGACAUCAUCAUUUACUUCCAGUCCGUCUGCCGUGGAUACUUGGCUCGCAAAGCCUUUGCCAAGAAGCAGCAGCAGCUGAGUGCUCUGAAGGUCCUGCAGAGGAACUGUGCUGCUUACCUCAAGCUGAGACACUGGCAGUGGUGGAGGCUCUUCACCAAGGUGAAACCGCUGCUUCAGGUCACCCGGCAAGAGGAGGAGCUGCAGGCCAAAGACGAGGAGCUGGUGAAGGUGAAGGAGAGGCAGCUCAAGGUGGAGAACGAGCUGGUGGAGAUGGAAAGGAAACACCAGCAGCUCCUUGAGGAGAAGAACAUCCUAGCAGAGCAGCUCCACGCAGAGACAGAACUGUUCGCAGAGGCCGAAGAGAUGAGAGUCCGACUCCUCUCUCGGAAGCAAGAGCUCGAGGAGAUCCUCCACGACCUGGAAUCCAGGGUGGAGGAAGAGGAGGAGAGGAACCAGAACCUGCAGAACGAGAAGAAGAAGAUGCAGUCCCACAUCCAGGAUUUGGAGGAGCAGCUAGAUGAGGAGGAAGCUGCAAGACAGAAGCUGCAGCUGGAUAAGGUGACGGCCGAGGCAAAGAUCAAGAAGAUGGAGGAGGACAUCCUGCUGCUGGAAGACCAAAACUCAAAGUUCCUCAAGGAGAAAAAACUGCUGGACGACAGGAUUGCUGAGAUGAGCUCGCAGCUAGCGGAGGAAGAGGAGAAGGCGAAGAAUCUUAGCAAAGUCAAAAACAAGCAGGAGAUGAUGAUGGUUGAUCUUGAGGAGCGUCUAAAGAAGGAGGAAAAAACGCGACAGGAGCUGGAAAAGGCCAAACGCAAACUGGAUGCUGAGACCACCGACCUGCAGGAUCAGAUCGCCGAGCUGCAGGCACAGAUCGAGGAGCUGAAGAUGCAGCUGGCCAAAAAGGAGGAGGAGCUACAGGCUCUGCUGGCCAGGAGCGACGAGGAAGCGGCACAGAAGAACAACGCCUUGAAGCAGGUGAGGGAGCUGCAGGCACAGCUGGCUGAGCUACAGGAGGACCUGGAGUCGGAGAGGAUUUGUCGAAGCAAAGCUGAGAAGCUGAAGAGGGAUCUGAGUGAGGAGCUGGAGGCUCUGAAGACGGAGCUGGAGGACACCCUGGACACCACCGCUGCCCAGCAGGAACUCAGGUCAAAGCGAGAGCAGGAGGUGGCAGAGCUGAAGAAAGCCAUCGAAGAAGAGUCCAAAAACCAUGAAGCUCAGGUCCAGGACAUGAGGCAGCGGCACGCCCAGGUCCUGGAGGAACUGUCUGACCAGCUGGAGCAGGCCAGGAGGUUCAAAGCCAACCUGGAGAAGAACAAGCAGUGUCUGGAGAGCGACAACAAGGAGCUGGCCUGCGAAGUGAAGAGCCUCCAGCAGACGAAGACGGAGUCGGAGUACAAGCGAAAGAAAGUGGAGGCGCAGCUGCAGGAGUUUAUGGCCAGAGCCACUGAGAUGGAGCGCGCCAAAGGAGAGCUGAGCGAGCGCUCCCUUAGACUGCAGACGGAGCUGGACAACGCUUCCUGCUUACUGGAGGAGGCCGAGAAAAAGAGCGUCAAGCUGGCGAAAGAAGUGGAGACUCUGAACGGCAAACUGCAGGACUCUGAGGAGUUGCUGCAAGAAGAAACUCGUCAGAAGCUCAACCUGAGCGGCCAGAUCCGUCAACUGGAGGCAGACAAGAACAACUUGCUGGAGCAGCAGGAGGAGGACGAGGAAGCUCGACGCGGUCUGGAGAAACAGCUGCAGACGGUUCAGGCUCAGCUGUUCGAGACCAAGAAAAAGCUGGAUGAGGAUGUGGGAGUCAUCGAAGGUCUGGAGGAGGCCAAGAAGAAACUCCAGAAGGACAUGGAGCUCAGCAACCAGCGUCUGGAGGAGAAAAGCAUGGCCUUGGACAAGAUGGAGAAGACCAAGAACAGACUGCAGCAAGAGCUGGACGACCAGAUGGUGGAUCUGGACCACCAGAGGCAGAUCGUCUCCAACCUGGAGAAGAAGCAGAAGAAGUUUGACCAGAUGCUGGCUGAGGAGAAGACCAUCUCUGCUCGCUAUGCUGAGGAGCGCGACCGGGCCGAGGCGGAGGCCCGAGAGAAGGAAACCAAGGCUCUGUCUUUGGCCAAAGCUCUGGAGGAGGCCUUAGAGGCCAAAGAGGAGCUGGAGAGGUUUAACAAGCAGCUCCGCACUGAAAUGGAGGAUCUGAUGAGCUCCAAAGACGACGUGGGAAAGAAUGUCCAUGAACUGGAAAAGUCCAAGCGAACCCUGGAGCAACAGGUGGCGGAGAUGAGAACGCAGCUGGAGGAGCUGGAGGACGAGCUGCAGGCCACGGAGGACGCUAAGCUACGUCUGGAGGUCAACAUGCAGGCCAUGAAGGCCCAGUUCGAUCGAGACCUGCAGUCUAAGGACGAGCAGGGAGAGGAGAUGAAGAGAGCGCUGGUGAAACAGGUGCGAGAGAUGGAGGCUGAACUGGAGGAUGAGAGGAAGCAGAGAUCUGUGGCUGUCGCUGCCAAGAAGAAGCUGGAGGUGGACCUGAACGAGCUGGAGGGUCAGAUUGAAGCUGCCAACAAAGGCAGGGAUGAAGCCAUCAAACAGCUGAAAAAGCUGCAGGCUCAGAUGAAGGAUUAUCAGCGAGAGCUGGAGGAGGCCAGAGCGGCCAGAGACGAGAUCUUCACUCUGUCCAAAGAGAAUGAGAAGAAGUUCAAGAACUUGGAAGCUGAGAUCUUACAGCUUCACGAGGACUUUGCAGCUUCAGAGAGAGCACGGCGACAUGCUGGGCAGGAGAGGGACGAGCUCGCCGAUGAGAUCUCCAACAGCGCUGCUGGAAAGUCAUCACUGAUGGAGGAGAAGCGGAGGCUCGAGGCCCGAAUCGCCCAGCUGGAGGAGGAGCUGGAGGAGGAGCAGGGAAACAUGGAGCUCCUGAACGACCGCUUCAGAAAGAGCAGCACGCAGGUGGACACCCUGAACGCCGAGCUGGCUGCUGAACGCAGCUCAGUGCAGAAGAGUGAGAACGCUCGGCAGCAAAUGGAGCGACAGAACAAGGAGCUAAAAGCUAAGCUGGCCGAACUAGAAGGAGCUGUAAAGUCAAAGUUUAAGGCGUCCAUCGCUGCUCUGGAGGCCAAGAUCCUGCAGCUGGAGGAGCAGCUGGAGCAGGAAGCCAAGGAGAGAGCGGCCGCCAACAAAGUCGUCAGACGUACCGAGAAGAAGCUGAAGGAAGUGAUGAUGCAGGUGGAGGACGAACGUCGUCACGCCGACCAGUUUAAGGAACAGAUGGAGAAGGCCAACUCUCGUAUGAAGCAGCUGAAGCGUCAGCUGGAGGAGGCCGAAGAGGAGGCCACAAGAGCCAACGCCUCCCGCAGGAAGCUGCAGAGGGAGCUGGACGACGCCACGGAGGCCAGCGAAGGUCUCACCAGAGAGGUCAACUCCUUAAAGAACCGCCUCAGGCGUGGCGGCCCCGUCGGCAGCUUCUCCUCCAACCGUUCCGGACGCCGCAAUCUCAACCUGGACGGCGCUUCAGGAGACAUGUCUGAUGACGACGCUGACAGCCGUGCCAACGACUUCAACGACACGCAGACUUUCAACGCCGAGUAA